UCAAAAAAAAAAAAAAACAUCUGUACUCUCAUAUUUUUAAAACAGAGAAGUGAAUUUAUAAUUGUGGGAUUUUCUGUUUUGGUUAAGUAUAAAUUCAUUGUCAUGAAGCAUAUCUACAAAUUGUUGGUCAUUAACAUAUUAUUCCAGUCAGCUAACACAAGAUGUACAACAUUGCCGUGUUAGGGGCAGGCAUCAUUGGCGUGUCAACAGCUCUGAACAUACAGAAGCAGCUUCCAUCAGCUAGGGUAAAAAUUAUCUCGGAAAAAUUCGGCCAGGAAACGACAAGUUGGGGCGCUGGAGGAUUGUUCCGACCCAGCACCAAGUAUAUUGGAGGAGUUCCAGAAGAGAAAAUACGCAAAUGGUCACGAACAGGAUGGGAGUUUUAUUCCUCACUAGCUGUGUCCGACAAGGCCAAGGAGGCCGGAAUGCAGAUUGUCACCGGUUAUGUACUUAGUCAGACUAAAGUGAUGAAUCCAGUAUAUAAAGAUGUUGUGUACAGUUUUCACGAACUGAGCACAGAGUCAAAGCUAAAACUGGGCUUUGGCCAUUACAAUUACGCCUACAUAGUUACUACAGUUAUUGCAACAGUCAAAGACUAUCUACCAUGGUUAUUUGAGAGGUUUAAAGAAAACGGGGGUCAAACAGAACAGAGGCGGAUCGAUGAUUUGAAUGAACUGGUUGGUAUGUACGAUAUUGUCGUCAACUGUACUGGUUUCGGAAGUCGCACUCUGUUUGGGGACAAGUCAAUAUUUCCUGUUCGUGGACAGUUACUCAGGGUUAAAGCACCAUGGAUAAAGAAUUUUGUAUAUACAGAAGACGAUGCCUACCUUAUUCCAAAUGGUGAUUUACUGGUUGUUGGAGGUUGUCGACAGGAGAACAAUUUUAAUCUUAAUAUAGAAAGCAAGGACCGGGAAGGGAUCUUAGAAAGAUGCUUUAAGAUAUUUCCAGCUUUAAAGGGAGCAAAGAUUGAUCACGAGUGGGUAGGACUUCGUCCAACACGUUUUCCCAUUCGUAUUGAGAAAGAAGUUAUACAGCUUAAAAAGGGACCUUUAAAAGUUGUUCAUAAUUAUGGACAUGGUGCUAAUGGAAUUUCAAUGAGUUGGGGCACCAGCAUAGAUGCUGCUGAGCUAGUCAAAGAGGCAUUGCUUGGUUCAAAACUAUGAUGCUGUAUUUUCCUUGAGUUGGGAACAGCAAAUAGUUACUUCAGGACUAGUCAAAGUCAUUGCCUUCAUAAAAUGUUUUUUUUUAAUUUUUACUUCUGAUGUUGAUUGAAUAUAUGGAAGUUUAUUGUUGUUUAUAAAAACAUGUUAAACAAUUAACUUUUCCAGAUAUGGACAUGUACAGUGCUACAACUUCAUUAUGUAUAUUCUAUUUUUCUCUGUGUAUAAUUAUGUGAUAAAACCAAUUUCUUCUGCCUUAUUUUGAAAUUCAUUAUUUGAUAAUCAAUUCAAAGUUUUCCCCAUAUAGUGGCAAAUAUAGAAACUAAUUUUAAUUGUGAUUUUAUGUAUAUUUGAAUUUGUUUCAUACAAUAGAAUCCGUUGUUUUAAGUAGUUUUGAUACAAUUUAAUAAAAUGUACUUAACUUAUAAUAUUAUACAUUGCUUAAUAAAAUGCAGGAUUUAAUUAUUAAUUUUUAAUUAAUGUUCAAUGUUUCUCGAUUGAAAUAACAGAAAAAACAUUUUUUGUUUCCUUAUCAACAGAACUUCUAUGCCUGUAGAUAUACUGGGCCUCGGGAAAUGACAAAGUUUCUAGUAGUUAUGCGAAAUUUACUUUUUAAUUAAUUAAAUAAAUAAGGAUGAAAAUUACAAGUCAUACAUAAAGAUGCUAAAUGGCUCCAUCUUACUCAACAUCAAAAAUCAGCUGUAAACAAUACUUAUACGAUAUGACAUGUACAAACUAUUCUUAUUUCAUUGUAAAUUUAUUAAAAUUAAAGCAAAUAAAGAACGCUUUCCAUGAUCAUUAAAAGUUUACUUUUAUGGUAUAUCAAGCGUUGUAAUAUUCGACCCCCCCCCC
Molecule: messenger RNA, 2012 nt
Organism: Saccostrea cuccullata (small rock oyster)
Lineage: Eukaryota; Metazoa; Mollusca; Bivalvia; Ostreida; Ostreidae
Product: D-aspartate oxidase-like
Exons: 10
Coding region: 162-1163 (333 amino acids)
Biological process (GO): D-amino acid catabolic process
Cellular component (GO): cytoplasm
Molecular function (GO): FAD binding; D-amino-acid oxidase activity
Source: RefSeq, a predicted model, not a curated record